This is a messenger RNA of Syngnathus typhle (broad-nosed pipefish), 3722 nucleotides long. RefSeq names its product multimerin-2-like. Gene Ontology annotation, molecular function: protein binding. The record is from RefSeq and is a predicted model, not a curated record. Bases 624 to 3110 code for a protein of 828 amino acids. NCBI's taxonomy places the organism in Eukaryota, Metazoa, Chordata, Actinopteri, Syngnathiformes, Syngnathidae. The transcript has 11 exons.
AAAUGAGAAUAAUCCUUUCUAAAAAUUAAAAUUGACUGACGCAAACGUGAAUUCUUUAUGUUUUUAUUGAAAACAAAAUAGUGCUGACGCCGUACGACCGUACGGCAUGGGUUUUUCGCUUUCCAAACAAGGCGUGCGCGCUCCCGCGGCAGGGUGAACGAAAUCUCACGGGGAAACCAAAUCGAGCACAACAUCUGCACUCAAGACAAGCAAGUGUACCCCUACACCAUCAGGACUCCCUCCCCCAGCUUUUACACUACCAGGGAAUGAUCCUGUGGGAAGUCCCGACGAAUGGAUUCAUAUGUGGACUUAGCUCUGAUUAAUAAAUACCGCUGUUGCAUAAUAUACACGAGGCUGCUUUUACGCCGUUCUUCAAUCUUUGUCGCAGGCGCGUUGUGUGACGUAAUGUAUGGGAACAUGCUGCCGUCUCCUGGCCAGAGUUUGAAAACGCAACAUCGGGAUCUAUUUUAAAAGAGCGUGACAGGAAGCGGCCUCCUGGAUUUCCUGCGUCCUUAUCGGAAGACAGGAAGAGGAUGAAGAUGGAGGGAGAGAAAAAGGACCAUGGAUUUGUUUCCAAGGAGGAAGGAAAAGGGAGUUAGGUUGAGGAGCAGCAGGAGGAGGAAAUGCCUCCAGAUAUCAGGAACUGGUGUGCAUUUGUGCAGAAGCGUAUGGUCACAGUGGCGGCGGCGUGCGGGACGGAGAAAUACACUAUCAAGUCCCAAAGUCCGUGUCCCAGCGGAACACCGGACUGUCAUCUGGUCAUGUACAAGCUGUCCACUCGGCCGCUCUACAAGCAGGAGCGGAAGGUGACCACGGCUCUGUUGUGGAGAUGUUGUCCGGGUCACGGAGGAGACAACUGCGACGACACGGUGGCUGAUGCACAGAACGACUCAACGAGCUCCGAAGUCCGGAGAGCGGCCGCCUUUCCCCAUGCUGCUGGCGUACUUCCCCAGCAACAGCACAGCGACCCAAACAGACAGCAGAACGACCACCAGGGCUCGGUCAACAUCAGUCACGGUCAGCUUCCUGUCCGUGCAAACAAUCGGGUCCACUCUCAACACCACGACAGCGCUCAAGAUCCUGCCUAUGGAGCAAAGCAAGACAGCGCUCAAGAUCCCGUCUACGGACCAAACCAGGACCGUGCUCAAGAUCUCGCCUACAGACCAAGGCAGGACCGCGCUCAAGAUCCCACCCACGGACUAAAUGGAGACCAUCAGGCACAUGUUGCGCAUCAGGACCACGCUCAGCAUCCAAACCAAGUUUUGCACCCUGUCCAAGUUCAAGAUCAGGACCCCACACAGCAGCCUUCCCAUGUACAGUAUCCCGUCCAGGUCCAGGAUAGGGACCCUGCUCAGAAUUCUGCCCAUGUCCGUGUCGAGGAGGGCAACCUCACACAGCGUCCCGUUCAUGUCUGGACUCAGGAACACAUGCCACAACCUGCUAGAGAACCCAAGCAGCCAGAGCACCUUCGUCCCGGUGCAUACAAGGAGGCGGAGCCAGGGUCUGGUUCCACAGUCCCCGCAGCAGAGGUGGCUCUCCCCCACAUGGUGGCGCUGCUGACAUUGCAGUUGCAGCCCUCCCUGCAGCUCUUCAACCGCUCGCUGGAGCAGCUCGGCCGGCGGCUGGACGACCUGACCCGAGACGCGGCCCAGCUGGAGGCCGCCCGGCGCCGGGAAUGGGCUGAGCGUGCCGACUACGAGCAACGACUGAACGCCAGGGUAGAGCAGAGCGUCCAGCAGGUGGCGACGCUGCACAGGCGGCUGGAGAGCGCCUUGCGCUCCCAGCAGGCGAUGCUGCACCACAACAUCAGCAACGUCAAGAGCUACCUCAUGGUCAGCCUGCAGGCCAUGAACACCACCUUGGCAGAGCUCAAGCUGGACCAGGCGGUGGGGCAUGAGCAGGAGCAGGGAGAGCAACAAGAAGCCGAAGUGGAGGCACCCCUGGGGGAAGUGCGGCUGGCAAUAUCGCAGACGUCAGCUGUGUGGGAGGCCAUCGGGCGUCUGGACAACAUGGUGCUCAAUACCACCGUCAGGGUGGACGAGCUGGCGGAGGACCUGGCGGCGACUCGGGGCGGCGUCGAGCAGGUGCGUCGUGACGCCGGGGCGCUGGGCGAGCGCCUGGAGGGCACGGCGCGCGCCGGCCAGGUGCUGUUCAUGGAGACAGGCCUGGAAGUGGAGGCGGCCAAGGUGGCGGUGCUGGAGCGCGUGGAGCAGCUGGCGGGCAACCUGAGCCAGCAGGGCCGGCGGCUGCACGAGAUGGACGUGGACGUGGACUACCUCUACAGCUUCCUCUACAAGAACAACACGGUGUCACCUUCGCCGUCCCAGUGUGACUGUGGGCAUCUCGACGAGGUGGUGGCCCGGCUGGAGGUGGGCGUGACCAAUGCCACAGAGCUGGCCAAUGAGAACCGUCUGACUCUGGAGGAGCAGGACCGGGAGGCAGCCAUGGAGGCGCUCCAGAGAAGCUUGCAGCAGGUGAAGGACUGGAUGACGUCAGAGCAGAGGCGGACAACGGCUCUGGAGUCGAGCGCGCGGCCGCCGGAGGCCCGGGACGGCGCCCCAGAGGCGUCCGACGGGAAGCUGUGGGGGGAAAUGAAACGCGCGUCGGCCGAGAUGAAGCGUCUGUCAGCGUCGUUCAACUCGCUGGUGAAGGACGCCACCCGCCACAGCGAGGUCCUGGAGACCCUGCUGGGCGAGGAGGUCCUGGAGUUCCUGGAGUGGCCCGUUCUGGACCAGGAGGCGCACUCCAUCCCGGCACUCAAAGAGCACCUGAGGGUGCUCGAGCAGAAGCUGGGUAGUCGCAACCUGGCCGCCCACACAGGCAAUGAGCGGGGAGAUGCGGAGGAGGCGGCCUCAGCGGUUGAGCCUCCGUCCCGGUGGCUGCGCGGCGCUGCGAAGAGCAGAGCAAGACGAAGAACGUCUCGGGAGCAUCUGCAGCAGUCCGGCGGAGACAGCGGCAACCUGCAGAAGCUGGAAAGGAGUGUGGAGAAGCUGAAGACAAAGCUUCUCCAAAUAGAGGCGGCGCCCUUCUGCCCGGAUGGCGUCCAUGGCAAGGAGGUGGCGCGGCUCAAGCGGGGCCCGCACAAACACCUUGGGACCUACCAGAACUGAACUUUAUUACAUAUUAAAUUGUAGAUAAAUUAUUAGUAUUAUCAUUCAUUCAUUUUUUGGAUUGCUUCAUCCUCUCAAGGGCAUACUGGAGCGUAUCCCAGCAGUCUUUAGGUGGGGGACACCUUGAAGGUGUUGCCAGCCAAUCGCAGAGCAUACAUCAAUGUACAACAAUUCGCACCUACGGACAAAUUGGAGCGCUCAAUUGGCCUACUGUGCAUGUCUUUGGAAUAUGAGAGGAAAGCGGAGUACCCUGAAUCAAACCCACAACCUCUGAACUCUGAGGCGGACAUGCUAACUAGUCGACCACCGUGUUGCCUAUUAUUAUUAUUAAGAUAAGAUAAGAUAAGAUAAUCCUUUAUUAUUCCCUCAAUGGGGAAACUCCUAUGUUAGCAGCAGUACACGUAACAUAUACACACACACACGCAUGCGGGGAAGGGGGUAAGAUAUUAAAAUUUAACUUAAAACCCAUGCUAGAGAACAAAACAAGGGCAGAUGUGAAAUUAGUGAAAGUGUUGACCGGUAUUACGAUUCCGGUCCUGGUUUGGUCCACAUGUCAAAAAAUUAGCAAAGAAAUUAAUGAUUGUGUUCUAAAAUAAAAUCAGAUGUUUGAAA